Molecule: messenger RNA, 2043 nt
Organism: Aspergillus japonicus CBS 114.51
Lineage: Eukaryota; Fungi; Ascomycota; Eurotiomycetes; Eurotiales; Aspergillaceae
Product: dienelactone hydrolase
Exons: 7
Coding region: 91-2043 (650 amino acids)
Biological process (GO): FMN biosynthetic process; riboflavin biosynthetic process
Cellular component (GO): mitochondrion
Molecular function (GO): riboflavin kinase activity
Source: RefSeq, a predicted model, not a curated record
CUUUCCUUGAGAUCCCAACAACAGCAACUUGUCCCUUCCAGGCCCCCUUUGUUUCCUCCGCACUCUUUCUCUCGUGCCAGCAGACCGACCAUGCGACCGGAUGGCCCUCGUGAUCCUGUAACCGGGCCUGAUGGAGGCCCGGAGUCUCCCUAUCCCAUCCGCCUGGCCGGCCCGGUGAUCAAGGGCUUUGGGCGGGGCAGCAAAGAGUUGGGUAUUCCCACCGCCAAUAUUCCGGCCGAGGGCCUCGCUGCAUAUCCGGACCUGCAGGUGGGCGUCUACUACGGAGUAGUGGCCUUGGAUCCGGCCCGAUUCGCUUUCGAGGAUGCCUCGUCGCCGAUCCGACCGGCCGUGUUGAGCAUCGGGUACAAUCCCUUCUACAAGAACCAGACACGGUCGAUCGAAAUUCAUAUCAUGCCAUCUCUCUCGGCGCCGUCACCCACCGCGGACGGCGGUCCCACGAAAUUUCACAAGCUCCCGGAUUUCUAUGGCACAGACCUGCGCCUCUUGAUCUUGGGAUACAUCCGACCAGAGUACGAUUAUGUAUCACUUGAGGCAUUGGUGGAGGAUAUUCGCCUGGACUGUGAGGUGGCGCGCCGAAGUCUGCAGCGGCCAGCAUAUGCGUGUUAUCUGGCCGGGGAAGAAUGCGCGGAGGACCAUCUUCGACGACGUCGAAGUAGUUCUUCUGGCACAAUCCCGCUCCAAUCACCCCCCGGUGUUGACCGACGUCGCAAAGAUACAGACACUGGUGCGCCCCGGCGGCUGUAUCUGACCUCCGAUACUACCGAAUUCGACGCCGGCAUCCUAGCCCGGCUCCGUGCAGAGGGUUUCGAUGUUGAAUAUUUGCCCUUCCCUGGAAGACAUCACACAGACCGCGAGCGAGAUCGAAAAGACCUCGAGUAUCUCCUACAUGAACGGGAGGAUGAUCUAGAGCCUGGGGAACGAUAUGCCGUGGUCGCCUACAACAAGCCGGCCUCACUGCUUCUCGAGUCUCACCAUCAACCAGCAACAUCCACCAACCCCUUCCCCCGACUUUGCGCUCUGGUAGCCUACUACCCCCAUGACUUCGACAACUGCCUCGACCACCUGUCCAUCAACACAAAUGGCAGUCCCAUCAGUAAAGUCCCUACCGCUCCUGCAAAUGCCAACACGACGACCUCUUCCUCCACUGCGCCGACGACCUACCCUCCAUCGGUAACCCUUCUUCCCAUCCAGAUCCAUCUCGCCGGAGACCGCUGCUCAGCCGGCUUCGAAUCCUCCGCACCCACCCAUACCCGCAAGCGUCACCGCUGCCACUCCUUCUUCUACCCGGAGUCCCACGCCGGGUUUGCGGAGCCCUCCUCGCCGAACUACGACGGCAUCGCCGCGCGAUUAGCCUGGUCGCGAGCUCUCGAGACCCUGAAACGCGGAUUCGGCUGGCACGGCGCGGGAUGGAAGGUCCCGGACGUGGAGAGCGUCUGGGAGGAAUAUUGGCGGUGUCUGGCGGCGACGUCGGAGUCUGGCACCGGGGCCGGCGAGCAACAAAACUCGUCUCUUGCGGUGGCAGAUGAGCGAGAACGCCUGGCAGCCCACAUCGUCGCGUUGAUGGUAGGGAGCAGUAGUGGAGUGCAGUUGAACGCACCGGGCCCCAAUGAUGACGACCAUACCUCUCUGGGGACUCCAUUGGUGAAUUGUGUGCCGACUAUGAUGGGAGGCACCACCCCCAAAUCCCUGACCCAUUUUUUCACCUCCCAGUUCCUGCCGACGGGACCCCCUGAUCAGCGGAUUCGCCUCCUCUCACGCACGACCGGCGCGGAUCGCAUCGUCGAUGAGCUGCAUUUUUCGUUCACCCACAGCGAAGAAAUCCCGUGGUUAUUACCCUCGGUCCCGCCGACGGGUCGGCCCGUGCGCAUCGCCCUCGUCAUGACGGCGAGUUUCUGCGCGGGGAAAGUCGCUCGUCUCAAUGUUUAUUGGGAUCAGGCGAGUGUCUUGGUGCAGAUUGGCUUGUUGGAUCCAGCGCGGUUGCCGGUGGUCGGGGCAGAAGGGGUGGAGAGGAUUACUGUCUGA